CGGUGACACGAACCGGAUCUGAUUCCGCUCGCGGCCACCGACGGCACCGGGCGCGUCUGGUCGGGCCUGCGGCUGCCACCGCCACCGCCGCCACUGUCACCGCCACUGUCACCGCCACUGUCACCGCCACCGCCGCCAUGGCGCUCAGCGAUGCCGACGUGCAGAAGCAGAUCAAGCACAUGAUGGCUUUCAUCGAGCAGGAAGCCAAUGAAAAGGCUGAAGAAAUAGAUGCAAAGGCAGAAGAAGAAUUCAACAUUGAGAAGGGUCGCCUUGUUCAGACACAGAGGCUGAAAAUCAUGGAGUAUUAUGAAAAGAAGGAGAAGCAAAUUGAACAGCAAAAGAAAAUUCAAAUGUCCAACCUGAUGAAUCAAGCAAGGCUGAAGGUGCUCAAGGCGAGGGAUGACCUUAUUGCAGAUUUGCUGAAUGAGGCCAAGCAGAGACUUGCCAAGGUGGUGAAGGAUAGUGCCAGGUACCAGACACUGCUGGAUGGACUAGUUCUACAGGGAUUCUACCAGCUGCUUGAGCCCAAAUUAGUUGUUCGGUGCAGGAAGCAGGAUCUCCCCAUGGUUAAGACUGCUGUACAGAAGAGCAUUCCCAUCUACAAAAAUGCCAUUAAAAGGGAUGUGGAUGUUCAUAUUGACCAGGACAGCUUCCUGCCAGAAGAUAUUGCUGGGGGUGUUGAAAUCUACAACAGUGAUGGUAAAAUUAAAGUUUCCAAUACCCUGGAAAGUCGACUGGACCUUGUAGCCCAGCAGAUGAUGCCAGAAAUCAGAGUGGCUCUCUUUGGUGCUAAUGCCAACAGGAAGUUUUUGGACUAAACCUCUAUGAGAGAAGGUGGGAUCUGUUCCACUGCCAUACUGAAGGGGAUGCAAAAGCAUCUGCUAAUUUAAAAUCUUGAAAUUUAACAUUACUGUGUCAUCCAGUAUCUGUUCUUCAAUCGAAUAAUUUUGCAUACCUGCUGUGCUUAGCCUUUCUACUUGUGGUUAGAAUGCAUUGCUCAAAGGAUGUGAAGACAUACAUAUUCAUCCAGAAGUGGCACUAGAAAUGGAGGCACUUGGGCUCCUGGCUUUCCUUACACUCUUGUGACUUUAUAAAGACAAGGGGUCCAUUUAGGGUCACUCUCAUGCUCUGGCCACAUCUCUCUCAAGUUGUCUGAUCUGUGAAGUAAAUUACUAUGCUGCUGAUGGCAAAUCCCCUUUCAGUUAUGGUCUUCAGUGUUAGAGAGGGCAUGUAUUCCUUCCCAGGGUUAGCAGUUAAAUUCAUGUUACUUGGUCAGGCAUUUCCUGUUCUGUAUAUGUGAUUAAAAAAAAAAAGCCUGAGCUUGUAAAACUCUAUUUAUUAAAAUAAAAAUGCGUGUGUGUAUGGA
This is a messenger RNA of Prinia subflava (tawny-flanked prinia), 1366 nucleotides long. It is a transcript of the gene ATP6V1E1, whose product is annotated as ATPase H+ transporting V1 subunit E1. The transcript has 9 exons. The record is from RefSeq and is a predicted model, not a curated record. Gene Ontology annotation, biological process: proton transmembrane transport. Gene Ontology annotation, cellular component: proton-transporting two-sector ATPase complex, catalytic domain. Bases 138 to 818 code for a protein of 226 amino acids. Gene Ontology annotation, molecular function: proton-transporting ATPase activity, rotational mechanism. Lineage: Eukaryota; Metazoa; Chordata; Aves; Passeriformes; Cisticolidae.